UAAUUCUCCGUGUCGCCGGAAGGUGGCACAGUUUGUUGACGGCAGCGUCAGUAUGAAACAUGGUGUGAAAUCUGUCAGGGCGAUAUCACCUGUCAACCCUUUAAUAUCCAGCUGUGCUAAAAACAUCUAUACGAACAUCUGAGCGGAUCCUUCGCCGUAGCCUUCAGUUUUGAACUGACUUUCAGGACCAAACAUGGCAACGCCAACGACCCCGCCAUCCAUCCUCAAAGAGUUCUGCCCACUCUACUACCUGCUGAAUGCCAUCCCAGCCAAGGUCCAGCGGGGGUUCAGGUCUGUCCUGGUCUACCUGACAGCUCUGGACAGCAGCAGUGACUUCCUGGCCGUGGGCAGCAGUAUAGGCAUGCUGUAUCUGUACUGUCGCCGCCUCGCACACAUGAACAAGUACAGUCUGGAGGGAAAGUGUGAUGCGAUCACAGCUGUGAAGCUGCUCAGCUGUUUUGAUGACCUGGUUGCCGUGGGAACAGCUUCAGGUCGAGUUGCAGUCUUCCAGCUGGUGUCUCCACUUCCUGGUCGCAACAAACAGCUGAGGCGUUUUGAUGUCAUCGGCCUUCAUAAAGGUUCUGUGACAUCGUUGGCCUGGAGCACCAAUGGGAUGAAACUUUUCUCUGGAGACGAUAAAGGACGAGUUGUUUUCUCAGCUCUGGAUCUGGACCAGGGAGUGUGUAAACCUGUGCUGCUGUUGGAGGAAUCCUCAGGUGUGGUUCAGAUGGAGUACAGUCACCAGGUACUGCUGGUGUCGACGCAGCAGAGAUCUCUGCUUUACUGCUCCCAGAGACAGGAAGUUCAUCAGCUGGGCACCAAGCCCCGCAAGAGUAGCGGCAGGUUCGGAGCCUGUUUCCUGCCGGCUCUCUGUAAACAGAGUGAUCUUCAGGUGUUUGCUGCUCGACCUGGACUCAGACUGUGGAGGUCUGAUGUUACGGGACAGGUGGAGGACACCCGGCUGCUUAAACCACUCUUCAACUCACAGAUUCCUCAGUUUGAGUUGUUUCCUCGUCCUGGUCCAGUCGGAGCAUACCGUCCAGCAGACAGACAGCUCGGUCUGCUCAGCUGUUUCCUCAGAGAGGGCUGGAUCCUCAGCUGGAACGAAUACAGCAUCUACGUCCUUGACUGCGUCAGUGAGGUGAUAAUCGGAGCGUUGGAGAGCAGCGGAGACAUCGUAUCAGUGUCAUGUUGUGACAAUGAGAUCUUCAUCCUGAAAGGAGACAGAGACAUCAUCCGCCUCUCCAACAGUCCUGAGGGCCUGGCCUCCAACUUGUCGGAGCUCUCCAUCCGUCUGUCCUCACCUCUGACCACACCUACUGUCCUCCCACCAACGGGUUCAGUGGAAACAGCUCAGCCAAUCAGAACCAUGGCCAUCAUCAUAGAGGGUGGGGGGAGGGAGGAAGGAGGAGGAGGGAAGAGACUCAGCGAGGAGGGAGAGAAAGAAGAAGAGGAGGAAGUAGAGGAGGCAGAGGAGCAGGAGGAGCAGCUGGAGGUGAUGGAGCAGCUCUGUCGACGGUCCGAUCUCCUCACUAGCAGCUCCCGUAGUCGCAGCAGCUCCGUGACUUCCUGGGACAGUCUCCAUGGAAACGUCCCGGUAACCACAUCCUGUGAGCUCGGCUCCAGACGCUACAGCGCCCCCUUGGGACAGGAGGAGAUGCAACAGGAGCUGGUGGUGAAAGCCAUCAGAGUGAAAAAGAAGAAGAGGAAACGGCAAGACAGCAGCAGUGGGAACCACCUCUCUGAGAGCAGCUGCUCAGACUCCAUGUUUGUAGUCCAGGACGGCAGUUGUAGUGAUGGAGGAAGUGGAACUCCUCUAAGCGACCGAGCCUCCUUCGUCGGGUUGGACCUUCAGAACCAGGAUUCUCCAGAACAGAACCAGGACCAGAACUCACAGGAGGAAGAUGGGGGAGGUUCAGACAGAGGUGUAAAGGAUGGAGAGGAAAUGGACUCUGGCUCCCUCCUCCCUCCAGGAUCCUUGGUUCUCAAAGGUCUGGAGAACCAGUUUAUCCCAGAAAAGGACUCUGGUCCUGGUCCAGGGGCAGACGUCAUCCCUCCAACCCCGGAUGUGGAUUUGCUGCUGAAGUGCACCUUCUCCUACAUGCACAACACUGUAGAAGAUGAUGGACAGGAGCAGCAGCCAAUGGAGGAGCAAGAGGAUGAGUUUCUGAGCCCUCUCAUUGGACCAGAGGAGGAGGAGGAGGAUGACCUGGCACCCCCUGCUGGUUUGGCAGACCAGAUGUUUUACUCCACUGUGUCCACUCUAGACAGAGAACCCAGUAUAUCCAGUGAUGAAGAAGGAGACAUCUACUGUCACACUCUGUCUGGUGCUGGCAGCAGAGGAGACGCUCACACCUGUCCGUCCAAUCAGAUGGAGAAGACAACAGACAGACAGACGGACCAGGAUGUUCAGGACAGAGACAAACUCAAACUUGACCAGUUGGCAGAAAGCUGGAUGGGAUACUCCGGACCGGGAUGUGGAAUACUGAGCCUACAAGUGACAGACAGGUAUGUGUGGUGUCUGGACUUUAAAGGAGGACUGUUCUGCAGCCUUCUGCCUGAAACUGGACUCAACUGGCAGCGCUUUGAAGACAACGUCCACCAGGUGGCGUUAUCACCAUCAGGUAAUCUGCUGUGGAAGGUGGAGCAGAAGAGCAUGACAGCGUUCGCUUGUGCUAAAGUGUCUGUUAAAGGAAAACGUCACUGGUACAAAGCUGUGGAGCAAACGGCCUUCGUUGCUCUGAGUGACGACUCCGCCUGGAUCAUCAGGACUAACGGUGACCUCUACCUGCAGACAGGUCUGAGUGUGGAGCGUCCCUGCGCUCGCUCUGUGAAGGUGGAGUCUCCUUGUGUCUUCAGCCAGGUGUGUGUGAGAGGAGGCGUGGUCUGGGCUCUGAGUGAACACAAGGCGCUGUUCUACCGAGAGGGACUGAACAGCUACUGCAGCGAGGGCGAGGGCUGGAAGUACGACACCGUCAGUGAGGCUCAGGGUCUGGAGUUGAUGUGUGUCGCUCUCGGUGGGGGGGGGACAGCCUGGGCUCUGGAUGCCAGCGGCAGCCUGUGGUUCAGAACCGGGAUCUGUUCAUCCAGACCACAGGGGGAGGAUGACCACUGGUGGCAGAUCAGUAUUUCAGACUAUGUGGUCUUCGAUCAGGGCAGUCUGUUCCAGACUCUGCUGCAGGCCACACAGAGUGUUGCCACGGUAACCAGGGCACCGGUGGAGCGGGUGGUGGCCUUCCUGUCACAGUACUCUCAGUGUCAGCCAAGCCUGGUCAGCGCCAACGCCAGCGGAGUCUGGGUUGCAUCGGGACGGAACCAAAUGCACCUGGCCCGCGGGAGUCUCGUGGGAACUUUCUGGCAGAACGUUGUUCCAAGAGGAACCGUCUCAGCCACCAGGUGGACCUUCAUCACAUCUUCUGCUGUGCCUCACAGAGAAGGUACGUUCCUGUGGUUGGCUCAGAGCAGGAAGGACCUGUUCUGUGUUUGGGAUCAGGAUGGAGAGCUCCGCCCCUCUUCUGUCCCUCUACCACCCGAGGUGGAGCUGUCUCACCUGUCUGCCUGUCGUGAUGCUCUGUGGGGUUUGGACUCUCAUGGCCGAGUCAGCAUUCGAACUCUGUCUCCAUCUUGUCCCACUGGACUGCACUGGACCCCCCUGGACCUCAGCCAGCUCGGAAGUGUCCGUCUGGUCAGCGUGAGCUGCGGCAGCCAGAACGUUUGGGCUGUCGACAGUCGAGGAGUUGUUUACUUCAGGGUUGGAACUCAACCGCUGAACCCGAGCAUGAUGCUGCCAGCGUGGAUCCAGAUAGAACCACCUGCACAGUCAAUAGGAGUGCAGCUGGUCAGCAUCCAGACAAGUCCUAAUGAUCGUCUCCUCUGGGCAUUGGACAACCGAGGAUCUGUCUUUGUCCGAACUGGACUCAGUGAUGAGAUGCCUGUAGGGACGGACUGGGAGCUAGUGCCAGGAUUAGUGGUGAGUCAGCUGGUCCUCAGCUGUCGGACCGUCUGGGUUCGCUGUGUAAACGGAGAUUUGGCUCGACGCUACGGCGUCUCCGACCGAAACCCUGCAGGAGACUACUGGAAGAAGAUCCCCGGCAACACCAACUGGUUAACUGUGACUCCAGAGGAUGAGCUGUGGGCGGUGACUCUGAUUGGUGGAUUGUCCCGUCGGCUGACGAAGCUCCUCCCUCAGACUCCCUGUAAACCCACCUCCUCGGGCCCCGUCCUCAACGGGGACGACGUGGAUGACGAAUGGGAGCUAAUCUGACCUGUGACAUCACUGUGAUGUCACUGAUGGUUGUAGAUCCACCUGAUCUGGAUUCACCUGGCGGGACACCGUGAUGUCACAGUGACAUCACUUUCUAUGACAUUAGAGUUUAAACCAAGAUGGCUGCCAUGGAGACAGCCUGGGUGGCUUCUGGGAAAUGGAGUUAACAAAUUUUGUUCUUUAAUUUAACAGGAAGCACUUUAAUCUUGGGGGUUAGGGUGGCAGUUACACAGGGACUCAUUCAGGCUGGGUCUGGUUCUAGCUGGUUCUAACUGGCCCCUAUUCUCAUGAAAUCUGGUUCAGUCUGGUUCUACUGAGUAUGAGGGAAUUAAAGGGACAUUUCACUACAGAGGGGUUCAGUCCAGUUCAGUUCAGUUCAGUUUGGUUCCUUAUGGUCAAACUGGGUUGAACUGGUUUAUUUCAGUUGUUCUGGUUGUACUGUGUGUGAGGAUAUUAAAGGGGCAUUUAGUUUAAUAUUUAAAUUAUUUUUCAGUCCGUCCAGUAGAGACUGGUGUAAACCGGUUUAAACUGGUUUCCAGCUCUGACUCUGUUACUGGGACCAGAUUGGAUCAGUCUGAAGGUGUUGGUUUUCCUCCUGUGGGCAGCAUUUCCUCAGGUAGUUGCCUACCUGUCUGUCUCAGUUACUAUGGUAAUAGGCAGAACGCCCACUAGUAAUGAUUCAUGAAAAAUGUGUAAAAAAUGUAAAUUUAAUAAACGUUUGUUUGUUUGUUGAAAAAACAAGUUCAGAGUGAAAAGAUCCAAGAUUCAAAGAUUCACCUGUAAUGAGGCUUAAAACAAAACCUGCUGGACUGUGAUGGAAUGGGGUGGACUGUGAUGGACUCUGAUGGACUGUGGUGGACUCUGCUGGACUGUCUGAACUGGACUUGUAGUUAAAUUCUAACAAACACAGAACUCGUUCUGCAGACGUCGACUCUCUCUUUGUCUUCAUUGAUGGCAUCGCCAUGGGAACCUGAGCAGGUGUGACCAGAGUUCAGUGUGAUCUCACCUGUGUGAUGUCAUCCAUUAACUUAAUAAACAUGUCUGAACUCUGAAGAAGCGUGAGGUUAUUGAUCCAGGAUCAGUGGUCCCAGAUACACUGUAAAAAUUAAAAAGUUAAGAAAACUCAAAUUUCUCAACCAAACGUCUGAAACAUCCAGUUAAAUAAACAUUUAUGUUUUUACCAAACA
This is a messenger RNA of Lates calcarifer (barramundi perch), 5451 nucleotides long. RefSeq names its product tectonin beta-propeller repeat containing 2 (gene tecpr2). NCBI's taxonomy places the organism in Eukaryota, Metazoa, Chordata, Actinopteri, Centropomidae. Gene Ontology annotation, molecular function: protein binding. The transcript is spliced from 27 exons. Bases 194 to 4264 code for a protein of 1356 amino acids. The record is from RefSeq and is a predicted model, not a curated record.